AUUCUUACACGUGGAGAGUCUAGAAUAUGAAUCUCAAAUAUCUACUAGUCCUACUCUGAGUCUUCCUUGCCCUGAUUGACAUCCCUCAUGUGGAUGCCAAGAAGAAGAAAGGAAAGACCAGUAAAAAGAAAGUCAAUAAGGCAAAAGACAACCAUUAUUCUGAAAAGAAAUUUGAUGAAGACAUCAUUAAGGAAAAGGUAUAUGAUGAAGGAGAGUCAACUAUCCAAGAAUUAGACAAUAUUGCAGUCCUCCAUUCCUAUAUCAAGCAAGAUCAAUUUGUUUUGCUAUAUGUACAUCAUGAAGACAGUGAUGAAUCUGAAGAAGUGCUUGAAGAGUUCAGAAAGACAGAGCAAAAAUUAAGAGGGUACGCUCAUUUCCUUCUCAUCGAUUGUGCAAAAGAGCAAUUUCAAAAUGAAGUGACUCCAAUGUGUCAAAAUGAGGCAGAUUCUGGAAUUUUUCCAUUAAUUUCUGGAUUUGUCCCACCAUCAACAAGAUUUAAUCCGUAUACAAAAGAGGUCCAGCAAAAUCAAGAAACUCCUUUUGGUGAGAGAAAGAAGACUGAGAAGGGAAUAUCAAAGUUUGUGACCUCCAAUAUUCCGAACUUUGUGAGUUCGAUCACUAAGAGCAAGGAAUAUUAUACAAAAUUAAGAUCAAAGAAGGCGAUCAACAAGGUUGUCCUUUUUAGUGAAAAGAAUACACCUCCAGUGUUAUUCAAAGCUUUAGCAACUAAAUUCAAAGAUAAAAUUGAUUUCUUCUUUGCUGAUUCAACCAAGCUUAGAAAGAAGACAAAGGAACUUAAAAUCACAGAUUUCCCAACAAUUAUGGUCUACUCAGAUGUGAGUGAGGAUGGAGAAAAGCUUGCUGAAUCCAAAGUUAUUACUUAUGAAGGGAAGAACAACAUUGAAGAGCUCAUUAAAUUCCUUAGCCCAUAUGCACUAGCAGAGCCUUUCGAUCCAAAGUCUUCUGAGAAGCCUCAGUACCAGAGGAGAGGGAAAUAUACGUUUGUUAAUCAUAAGAACUAUACAAGAGGUUUUAUAGAAGAUUACAGGGCUCAAGUUGUCUUCUUUGAGAAAGAUUUCAAAAAUAUCCAACAGAAAUUUGAAACUAUUGCUAGUGUUCUUCAUGGUCCAACCAAUGUUGUCUUUUUCAAUUGUGAAACGCCCCAGUCUCAGGAGAUCGCUGAAGAGAAAUUUGGAGUAACCAAAUUUCCAAAGCUCCUUGUCUUCUCAACUGGAGCAGAGAAGAAUAAAGAAACAGCUCUUGAUAUCUCAGUAAACACUGAGGAAGAUGAGAUUGUCAAUAUUAUAGAAGGAACUGAGAUCAAGGAUAACCUCCGCGAGGCCAGUGAGUCAGUUCUCUCAAGUCUGAUUGUUAACAAUGCUUUACAACUGAACAAGAUCACUCUUGUCUAUCUCUAUGAAGGUGAAGAGGAUGAAGUACCUCUUUCGUUCAGAUCUAUCUCUACAAAUCCUAUCUUUGCAGAGAACUUCGAGUUUAUAGCUUUUAAAGAUCCAGGAGCUAUGACUCUCCAACAAUUCCAGGUGCCUAGACUUCCAGUCAUUAUUGGAGGACUUCCUCCUCCAGAAGGACAAGAAGGAUCAGAUGCAGAAGGUCAAGGUUCUCUGAGAACAAUGAUCUAUCAAGGAGAUAUCAAUGACUAUUUUGAGCUCCUUGAGUACAAUCUAGGAGUUCUUAAGACCUUCUUCCCUGAUUCAAAAAGUCAGAGAAAGACUACAGAAAGAACUGCAGAGGCGAGCACUAACUUCCAAGAAGUGACUUAUGAUAAUUUUGAUGAUAUAUGUGAAUCUAUGAAAGGCCUUUGAGUGAUCGGCUUCCUCAACGGGAAAGUAGGUACUCUCGAAGAGAAGGCUAUCCAUCAUGAUUACUUAAAAAUUCUUGAAGAUAGGAACCUUGAAAGUAGCUCUCAAUUUAAAUACAUGUGGAUUAAUGCAUCUUGCCAUCAGUAUUUACUCCCUGAGUUUGAGUUAUCAGACAUGUUCCUCCCAACAGUGGUGAUAUACUCCCCUAGCCAAGGAAAGUAUUCUAGAAUGGUGACUACCUUCACAAAACCUAACCUUGGGGAGUUCGAAAAGAGCUUUGAAGGAACAGGAGUAGGAAGAAUCAUUGUCUAUGAUACUCCUGGCAACAUUGGGGAGAAGCUCAAAGAUCUCCACUGUCCAUCAGUCAUAGCAGAGACACAAAAUCUUGAUGAAGAAGAUAUGCUUGACAAAGAAUUAGAAGAUGAGAUCAUGAAAGAGAUUCUAGAAGAAGAAAGAAGAAAGGCUAAGGAGCUGGAAGAAGAACUUGAAGGCUCAGCUUCAGACGGAAAGAAAAAGAAAAAAUCUAAGAAAGGCAAGAAGGGAAAGAAAGGCAAGAAGAAAAAGAAUUAA
This is a messenger RNA of Moneuplotes crassus, 2390 nucleotides long. The record is from the annotation of a GenBank genome assembly. Lineage: Eukaryota; Ciliophora; Spirotrichea; Euplotida; Euplotidae.